Molecule: messenger RNA, 785 nt
Organism: Aspergillus novofumigatus IBT 16806
Lineage: Eukaryota; Fungi; Ascomycota; Eurotiomycetes; Eurotiales; Aspergillaceae
Exons: 2
Coding region: 57-449 (130 amino acids)
Source: RefSeq, a predicted model, not a curated record
AAGUCAUCAUCGCCGACCUUUUCUUCGCAAUAUACCUCACAGUGAUAUACUUCACUAUGCUCAUCGUUGCCGGGUCCGUGGGUAAGCAUGUGGUCUGUGUGUAUGGCAAUCUAGCAUGUCUAGUCUCCGGUCUGUUCCAUACAUACGCGGCCUUAAGGGCUGCUAUUGACAGAUACAAGGCAUAUUUAGCUCGCAUGUCCCGGCCGAUGAGUGUCGCAUUUUGUCCCGCCUGCUCCUGCAAGUCGAAUUACCACAUUAUGGAUGGCGAUCAGGAGACGGGUGUGGCUGUUGUUAAGAUGUCGCCCGAACUCAUCGAUGCCGAGAGUGAGCCUCUCAUGAGGGUUGAUAGUACUCCCUUUCGAGCUUCCGAGGACACUGCGGUCAGCCUAGGGAGUGAGGUUACUGUAGAGACGUUUGAUGGGUCUUCGGAAGCCGUACAGGCAAAGUGAACCAGUGAAAAUACUGAAUUUCGGGAGUAUCAGUGAGGCUCGUCAAUGUACGUCAGAUAAUCCGCCGUUUGUGUUGAAUGAGGAAAGGGUGGAGCAUAUCAUCUAUCGACAGGAUACUCUGCAGGGGAACAGGCGAUUAUUGAUUGGCAUGAAAGUGGGAACCUAUACCAGCACUCAAUCCGUGGAAUUCUAUUACCCGUCUGAGGCGCAACUACAUAGUCCCUCGUCACUUAUAACCGUUCAAGGGCCGACUUUGAAACCUUGAAAGCCUUCGUUCAACCUCUACCACCUUGAUCUUGGCGGUUCUGUCAAAUGCCAACGCGGCCUGCUUGAUCU